Molecule: messenger RNA, 1010 nt
Organism: Trematosphaeria pertusa
Lineage: Eukaryota; Fungi; Ascomycota; Dothideomycetes; Pleosporales; Trematosphaeriaceae
Exons: 1
Coding region: 95-928 (277 amino acids)
Source: RefSeq, a predicted model, not a curated record
UGCUAUUCUAUCCCUAACUAUACAUAUUCCACCCUUGACCCGUUGCAUUUCCCUCUCUGAUUGCAGUCGUCUAGAACGUGCACCAUUUCACAAAAUGCCGCUCUGCACGCUCCACCUUCUCGCUCUCCACCCAUCAACCCCUAAUCCGCUGCAAAACUUCCUCUCAACCCUCCAAUCCAGCAAUGUCUUCCCACUAGUUAUAUCCCGCGUUAUCCGAUGGAUUAUCCUCCCAGAAACUUUCUCCACCGAACACCUCCUCGCGAGAAACGUCCACUGGGACCUCCUUGUCAUCCUGCCUAGCACAUCUCCCCUCCCAAAACCCCUCCAAAACCUAAUCCAGCACCACUGGACCGUCACAGCUGGAAUACCCUCCCGUCUCCUCCAAGACUUCGCCGCAAAGAACAGGUCGUUACUACAUCCGGAUCCGGCCACAGUACCAAAACUAAGCGGCGCAUUGAAGAAACCGAAAACUACGGACUCAGCUCAGGACCUCGAGCUCUCCACUCCACUCUCCCACUGGAUCCGCGCCUUCCACUCUUCCCCUGAUAAUGCGCCCGAGGGCACCGGCGCCGUUUCCAUGCUCAACUUGCUCUCCUUCAAGCCCGACAUGAAGUCCUCCUACCUUGAGUACGGAAAAGCGUUCACCACAUCUAUUGGGAAGAACCGCGGCGGCAACGCGAAGCUCGUGGGUUCGGUUACGGAGGUGAAUGGUGUGAAGAAGGGGCAUGGCGAGGAGUGCUGGGAUGAGAUCGCGCUGGCACAUUAUCCUAGUAUCUUGCACUUCGCGGAUAUGUUAGCGAGUGAGGAUUACCAGAGAGUUAACCGGGAGUGCAGGAUGCCAGCGCUGAGGGAUACAUGUAUUUUGAUGACGAGUGAGGUGGGGGUGGAGGAGAUCAUGGGAGGUGGAAAGACCAAGGGGAAAUUGUGAACGUGGUCUCAUAAGGAUUGCGAGCUUAGUGUUUGUUUAGGCACGUUCGGGAAGUCUCAGAGGAUCAAGUAGAGAUUUCUAG